This is a messenger RNA of Tripterygium wilfordii, 2900 nucleotides long. RefSeq names its product pentatricopeptide repeat-containing protein At4g21065. Gene Ontology annotation, biological process: RNA modification. The record is from RefSeq and is a predicted model, not a curated record. Bases 904 to 2763 code for a protein of 619 amino acids. Gene Ontology annotation, molecular function: zinc ion binding; RNA binding; protein binding. NCBI's taxonomy places the organism in Eukaryota, Viridiplantae, Streptophyta, Magnoliopsida, Celastrales, Celastraceae. The transcript has a single exon.
UCCUGACUUUACGAUGUGGGAUAUUGCUUGCCUCAAAUAUACUGUAAAUAUAAGUGCAUUCAAGUUUCGACACCUGUAAGUUGUAAUCCUCUCCUCCUUUUGUUUGCUUUUAACCCUUUAUGAAGACCACAAAUUUAUAGAAAACUUGUGGUGGAAAAGUAAAAAGCGUAAUAAAUUUAACUUGGCAAAUAAAAAAAAUGGAAAGAGGAGUAUGAGAUACUGAGAUAGUAUAACAAAGAAACCAAAGUGGGAUGUCUAUCAUUUCUCCUCGCUAUGUCAGAUUUAGUAAUUUAGAUGUUGUGUGCCUAUGCCCAUCCUCUCUCCUAUCUAUGUCAUGUUUCACAUCAACAUGAAAUAAAAAAUAAAAAGUAGACAAAAUAAAUAUGACUAUGAUGUCAUCAAUCAGAAGGAAAAACCAUGUGAAUUCAUGCAACAUAUCACUUGCGACCACACAUAUGAAAGGCAAAUAGUAUUUCGGGAUCCCACAUCGUAAGACAGACACAGAAGCACAGUCAUGUGCUUUUAAAACAACAAACAAACCCAUAAAUAUCUCUGACAUUUCUGUUAAUGUGAAAGUUCAACCGGGUCGCCGUGUGUAACCGGGUCUAACCCGAUAGUCCGAUAACCCGGUGGUCUGAAACCCGAUAACCCGGAUAUUCUUAAUAGGGUUAAUGGUCGGGUCAUUCAUCUCUUUAAAAUUAUCGGGUCGGGUCAAACCCGGACCGAUAACCCGGGACCCGGACCGAUGGACACCUCUAGGGAACACAAAUCCGAAGCCCAACUUCCAUUCCAAAUAUGAAAUGGUUACGCUUCUAAAAUGUUUCUCCAAAUUGUACGAGCGGAUCACUCUCAUUUGAUAUGAAAGAAAGAACCUGCUGACCAAAAAUGAACUGAAAAUCGCUAAUGCGCCCAAGACUCCAAAUUUAUCGAAGGUUGGUCUUCUCCACCUCUUUUCCACGUUCUUUCUCGUCAAUCUCAGCUUCUAAGACAACCACCCCAACAGCAACUUUCCCAGGAAACCAUAUAGCUUACAUUGUCAAGAAAUGCAUUUUUCUAGUGCAAACAUGUGCCUCUACCAAAUCCAAACUCAGGCAAAUCCAUGCGUUCUCAAUCAGGAGCGGUGUCCCAAUCUCCGAUCCAGACAUGGGCAAACACCUUAUUUACUCCCUUGUCUCACUCUCGGCCCCCAUGUCCUAUGCAGACAAAAUCUUUAGCCAAACCCAAAACCCAAACAUUUUUACAUGGAAUACAAUGAUUAGAGGCUAUGCUGAGAGUGAAAAUCCGAGGCCAGCUGUUGAUUUGUAUCGCAAAAUACAUGUGGAGUCCAUUGAACCUGACUCCCAUACUUACCCUUUUCUUUUAAAGGUCACUGCUAAGUUGGCUGAUGUUAGACUUGGUGAAAAUGUACAUGGCAUUACUAUUAGAAAUGGGUUUGAUUCGUUGUUGUUUGUUCAGAACAGCUUGGUUCAUUUUUAUGCUGCUUGUGGGGAUGUAGAGAGUGCAUACAAGGUGUUUGAUUUAAUGAUUGAAAGAGAUCUUGUGGCUUGGAAUUCUGUGGUUAAUGGUUUUGCUCUUAAUGGUAGGCCCACGGAGGCUCUGACUCUUAUAAGGAACAUGGCUUUGGAAGGUGUUGAGCCUGAUGGGUUCACUAUGGUCAGUUUGUUGUCUGCUUGCGCUGAGCUUGGUGCAUUGGCCUUGGGCCGGAGGGUCCAUGUGUAUAUGUUGAAGGUAGGUUUAAGUGAGAACUUGCAUCCUUCUAAUGCACUGCUGGACCUUUAUGCUAAGUGUGGGAGCAUUAGAGAGGCACAACAAGUUUUUUAUGAAAUGGGAUUGCGGAAUGUGGUUUCCUGGACGGCUCUGAUUGUUGCAUUAGCUGUUAAUGGUUUUGGCAAGGAAGCACUCGAACUCUUUAGGAAGAUGGAAAGGGAGAAGAUGGUGCCUAGUGAGAUCACUUUUGUUGGUGUUCUAUAUGCUUGCAGCCAUUGCGGUAUGGUGGACAACGGGUUCAAUUACUUCAAGAAAAUGAUAGAAGAAUACGGCAUUGUGCCUAAAAUAGAACACUAUGGUUGCAUGGUUGAUCUGUUGGGCAGGGCAGGCAGGGUGAAAGAAGCUUAUGAAUAUAUUCAGAAUAUGCCUUUACAACCCAAUGCUGUUAUUUGGAGAACCUUGUUGGGGGCAUGCACAGUCCAUGGUCAUUCAACUAUAGCAGAAGUCGCAAAAGCGCAACUUUUACAGUUGGAGCCAAGAUAUAGUGGAGAUUAUGUGCUACUCUCCAAUCUCUAUGCAUCUGAGCAGCGCUGGAAAGAGGUGCAAGAAGUGAGGAGGACAAUGAUCAAAGAAGGCGUAAAGAAAACUCCAGGACAUAGCCUUGUUGAGUUGGGAAAUCAAGUCCAUGAAUUUGUCAUGGGUGAUACAUUGCAUCCUCAAACUGAAGAUAUCUACUCAAUGCUAGCAGAGAUCACAAAGAAGUUGAAAGCAGAAGGAUAUGUGCCUCACACAGCCAAUGUGUUUGCUGACAUAGAGGAGGAAGAAAAGGAAAAUGCCUUGACUUAUCACAGCGAGAAAAUCGCAAUCGCGUUUAUGCUCAUUAGCACAGCAUCAGGGACUCAAAUUAGGGUUGUUAAAAAUUUGAGAGUAUGCACUGAUUGUCACUUGGCAAUUAAACUUAUAUCGAAGGUUUAUGAUCGAGAGAUUGUUGUGAGGGAUCGUAGCCGGUUUCACCAUUUUAGGGACGGUGGUUGUUCUUGUGGCGAUUAUUGGUAAAUCAUGACACAGUUUGUCUCCAUUAGUUUAUAUUUUGAUUUUAUUGGGGAAUAGACAGACAUGCUUAUUGAAUUCUCUCUUCCAAACAAUGAUGUUUAACGUUCAUGUUAUACUACAAAGCACAAACCAUUUUUCCA